AUUAAUGUAAUGCAUACAGAACUUCGGCUGGGAGGAAGAGUUGUUUGGAGAAGUUUGAGAUGUCAAUGAAGUGUCAGAUAUUUCAGAAAUAAAUUGAGAUUGCAGAUGAAGAGACUGGGAUUCACUCACACACAGGUGUGAUAAUUGAAAUCAUGAGAAAGUGAAGUCCCUGAGUGAAAAGUCCAGUGCGUUAGCCAGCCUUCUUUACCUGAACCAAAAUAACUGAGGGAAUAACCUUAAGUAAAGAUUUAUUUGGGGCUUAAAGUUUUAGAGGUUUUAGUCCAUUGCCGCUUGUUCCCAUUGCUUGGGCCUGUGGAGGGGCAGUAUGUGAUGACCCAGAGCACAUGGUGGAGGAGACCGCCCACCUGAUGCUGAAUGGCAAGCAAGGAAUGAGAAAGGCCGGUAGGUCCCAGUGUCCCCUUCCAGGCCACCUCCUGUGACCUCACUUCCUUCCUGUUGUCCCGGCCUUCUAAAGGUUCCACUACUUCCCUGUAGCACUACAAUUUGGCAGCCAAGCCUUGAACACAUUAGACUUGUGGGUACAAUCCAGAUCCAAACAGUAAAAGGAACCUGAAAGGACGGACCUUGGGAAAUGCCAGUGUCUAGGGGGAUAGGUUAGAGAGAGGUAGGAAUGGGAGCAUAUUGAUGCUGGAGGAAGAGUCCACAGUGAUCACCAGUUGGAGGGCAGCGUCUUACAGCAUGGACAGAGAAACAUCCUUCAGAUACAGCAGAUACUUACGGAGAGCUACAAUGGAAAAGUCCUGGAUGCUGUGGAACUUCAUUGAAAGAUGGCUAAUAGCCUUGGCUUCGUGGUCUUGGGCUCUCUGUCGUAUUUCUCUUUUACCUUUAAUAGUGACUUUUCAUCUGUAUGGAGGCAUUAUCUUACUUUUGUUAAUUUUCAUAUCAAUAGCAGGUAUUCUCUAUAAAUUCCAGGAUGUAUUGCUUUAUUUCCCAGAACAGCCGUCCUCUUCACGCCUUUAUGUUCCCAUGCCCACUGGUAUUCCACAUGAGAACAUUUUCAUCAGAACCAAAGAUGGAGUCCGUCUAAAUCUUAUUUUAAUAAGAUACACUGGAGACAAUUCACCCUAUUCCCCAACUAUAAUUUAUUUUCAUGGGAAUGCAGGCAACAUAGGUCACAGGUUACCAAAUGCAUUGCUUAUGUUGGUUAACCUCAAAGUUAAUCUUUUGCUUGUUGAUUAUCGAGGAUAUGGAAAAAGCGAAGGAGAAGCAAGUGAAGAAGGGCUCUAUUUAGAUUCCGAAGCUGUGCUAGACUAUGUGAUGACUAGACCUGACCUUGAUAAGACAAAAAUUUUUCUUUUUGGCCGUUCCUUGGGAGGAGCAGUGGCCAUUCAUUUGGCUUCUGAAAAUUCACAUAGGAUUUCAGCCAUUAUGGUGGAGAACACAUUUUUAAGCAUACCGCAUAUGGCCAGCACUUUAUUUUCAUUCUUUCCAAUGCGUUACCUUCCUUUAUGGUGCUACAAAAAUAAAUUUUUGUCCUACCGAAAAAUCUCUCAGUGCAGAAUGCCUUCACUUUUCAUCUCUGGACUCUCCGACCAACUAAUUCCACCAGUAAUGAUGAAGCAGCUUUAUGAACUCUCCCCCUCUCGGACUAAGAGGCUAGCCAUUUUUCCAGAUGGAACUCAUAACGACACGUGGCAGUGCCAGGGCUACUUCCCUGCACUGGAACAGUUCAUCAAAGAAGUGAUAAAGAGUCAUUCUCCUGAAGAAAUGACAAAAACGUCAUCUAGUGUAACAAUUAUAUGAUGCUCCCCUUUUUGAUUAAUGCAUUGUAUUUUAAUUUGUGCAGAAUGAUAAAGAAUGUUCAUUUCUUAGAAGUGUGUUACGUCUGUACUUGUCUGAAGAAUGACAUUAAACUUUGAAAGGACCUCAGUGUACCUUUAUGAUGA
Ictidomys tridecemlineatus (thirteen-lined ground squirrel) is the source of this 1907-nucleotide messenger RNA. The record is from RefSeq and is a predicted model, not a curated record. NCBI's taxonomy places the organism in Eukaryota, Metazoa, Chordata, Mammalia, Rodentia, Sciuridae.